AUGAGAUUUGGGAAGAAGGGGAAGUUGAGCCCUCGAUUCAUCGGUCCCUAUGAGAUCUUGGAAAGGGUUGGGCAGGUAGCUUACCGUUUAGCCUUGCCGGCAAAAUUGGACCGGGUGCACGACGUAUUCCAUGUUUCCCAAUUGAAGAAGUAUGUGCAUGACACCUCUCACGUGAUUGCACCGGAGACGCUAGAGUUAGACGAGACGUUGUCCUACGAAGAAAAGCCCGUGAAGAUUCUAGAUACCAAAACCCGAGAGACUCGUCGCAGGGCAGUCAAGAUGGUAAAGGUAUGUUGGUCCCACCAUGGAGUCGAGGAGGCCACUUGGGAGAUGGAGGACGAGAUGAGGAGACACUAUCCGGCUUUAUUUGACCAAGGUGAGUAG
This is a messenger RNA of Ipomoea triloba (trilobed morning glory), 384 nucleotides long. RefSeq lists its product as uncharacterized. The record is from RefSeq and is a predicted model, not a curated record. Bases 1 to 384 code for a protein of 127 amino acids. Lineage: Eukaryota; Viridiplantae; Streptophyta; Magnoliopsida; Solanales; Convolvulaceae. The transcript has a single exon.